Molecule: messenger RNA, 552 nt
Organism: Necator americanus (New World hookworm)
Lineage: Eukaryota; Metazoa; Nematoda; Chromadorea; Rhabditida; Ancylostomatidae
Exons: 5
Coding region: 1-552 (183 amino acids)
Biological process (GO): mitochondrial electron transport, NADH to ubiquinone
Source: RefSeq, a predicted model, not a curated record
AUGGCGCUCACAAAAGAUGUGAAAAUGCCAUCUGACGCGGAACUUACGGUCCCGCAGGAGAUCAACAUUUCCACUCCUUGGUUUAAGGCUGUGGCACCGUAUAUGGCCAAGCAUUGCGAACAGGAAAUCAAUGAGUUCAUGCUUCGACGCAAAGAACUCGAAGACCCUCGUGCAACUCUCAAAGAAGGUGCCGCUGUGACCGCAUGUGGUAUAAAAUUUCUGCAAGCUCUAAAAAAGACAUGUAUGCAGGAAACAGAGAAGCUGGCUAACUGCAUCGAUCAGGGCAGCGCCAAGUUGUACAUGAGCAAGUGCCACGAUGAUCAAAAAGUUCUCGACGCAUGCGUUGAAGAGAAACUUCAUCUGACUCGUCCAAAAAUGGGUUAUUUCAGCAAACUUCAUGUUCAUGAAAGCGUCCAUCCACCUCCAGAGGUGAAAAUGCGCGAUUACAAGGCUGAAGCGGCGAAAGUCCUGGCUGAACUGCCAGAUGACUAUCAUCUACGAAAAGAUUACAGAAAGUACAACGAUUGGAGAUACAACAUUGUGGAAAGCUAA